AUGGCUCUGAUAACGGGUUUGAGAAAUGCGCUCACUGGCGGGCCUGGACCAGCAGCUGAUCUACGGGUUGAAAAUUUCAUGUUAGUCUGGUACACAUCGCUGUUUGGCCAUUACAAGACAGUUGCUGCUCAUUUGGAAUGGGGAGCCGAAUUUAAACAACGUCUAGUGGACACCCAACCCGAGAAGUCGAUCAGACCGUAUUUGUCUUAUCUCUGUGAGACGUGCUCAAAGACACCAGAUUCCUCCGAUCCGCUCCCGGGUAGCGAAGAAUAUCUCAAUCGACGAAUUGACAAGCUUUACACAGCGGGUGUUAACUGUUUUGCUACAAGGCCAUUAGCCAAAAUGUUCACAAAAGUCACGAACGCUCUCAGGGUGAAGAAGUGA
Strongylus vulgaris is the source of this 384-nucleotide messenger RNA. Lineage: Eukaryota; Metazoa; Nematoda; Chromadorea; Rhabditida; Strongylidae. The record is from the annotation of a GenBank genome assembly.